Molecule: messenger RNA, 1104 nt
Organism: Rotaria sp. Silwood1
Lineage: Eukaryota; Metazoa; Rotifera; Eurotatoria; Philodinida; Philodinidae
Source: the annotation of a GenBank genome assembly
CGUAAACAAGAAUCAUUAGAACAGUUAAAUAUCGAUGACAAUCAAUCAGUUCAUGAAGAUCAUAAUAAAGAAGAAGAUGACGAAGAUAAUCUAUUUGAUAGAUUUAUUUGUGAAAAUUUUGUUCCUUUUUCUGGCAUACAACCAAUUAAUCAAUGGUUAGAUGAGACAGAAAUGUUAUUUCAUCGAUUCAAAAUUUCACGUAAACUUCGACUUAAAGCUGUACCACUUCUAGUUCAGGGUGAAGCUAAACGAAAAUAUAUUAAAAACCGUCGAUCUAUUAGUUCUUUUGAUGAUUUCUAUGAAUUCUUGUUAACACAUUUCGAUACAAAUACUGUAGUAUCUAGCAAUUCACAGCUUAAUCAGGCCGCUCAAAGUAUUCAGUCAGUGAAUAAUCAGUCGUAUAACAAUAAAUCGAGUACAGAUUUAACUUCGAGCGUUGUGAAUAAUACUAAUUCCAUUCAGAUGUCUCAAUCAUGUCUUUGUUCUAGUAAUAAGGUCAUUGUUAAAGAUACCACCGAAGUUAACGGUGAUGUAUCUGAGUCUAAGUUAACCGGAAACAAUUCAUCAACAGAUAAUACUUCGCUUAAUUCAGUUGUAAAUGACUUACGUAAAGCAAUUCUGACAGAUUUUAUUAAAAAUCCAAAGAUUUUUCGUGGGAAUAAAGAUGAUGUAAUUAAGUGGUUAGAGGAAAUCGAUCAUUUAAUGCAAACUGCACAUGUUCCUGAAUGCAAUCGACUUGAUUUAAUUUCGUAUUCUUUACGAGGAGACGCACUUCAAUGGUAUCGAAACAACAGAUCUACGUUAACUAGUUGGAGUCUUUUUGUUCAGGAAAUUAAAAAAGCAUUUACAUCGUCAUUUUGUGAAGAGUUAGCCUUUAAAACUCUCGAAUCAUAUACACAAAGUGCAAAUCAGUCAGUUCGAAAUUUUUACAACGAAGUAAUUAAGUUGUGUAAACAAGCUGAUCCUAGUAUGAGUGAAUCAACUAAAUUGAAAAAUCUUUUAAACAAGGUUAAACCUAGUAUUCAACUUGAAGUACGCAAGAAAAAACCAAAAACCACUGUCGAAUUUCUUGAGUAUGCUAAAGAAGUUGAAGAGUUGUUACAA